GUUCCACAGAAAUGAUAUGGUCUUUGGUCAGACAGCUGUUUUCCGUUGACUUGACAACUUGACAUUGACAAUUAUUUGUAUUCGAAUUUCGAAUGAACGAAAACUGUGGCAAUAAAAAGUUGAAUUGAAAGUAGAAAAAAUGUUUUUAUCUACACAAUCCAUUCGUCCUUUCGUACAGAAUGAAAAUCCAUCAGACAACACAGGUUUUAAAAAACCUGGAGCAACCAAAUCGGGAGGACUGAGUCUUAGGACCCCAUUCAAAGAUCGUUCGGUCAAUAGUGUUUCACCUACCUCUAAAUACAAUAGUAAAGUACAGAUGCAAAAAAAGGCGGAGCAACCUUUUGUCAAAAAUGUGAAAUGUGCAACUGCAAUGAAGUUCCAACAAAAGGAAGAAGCAAAUGAUAUCUAUAUGGAUGAUUUUGCUUCUUACAAAGAAUUAACAGAUGAAUAUGCAGAUAUCUUUCCAUCCAAACGCCUUGAUAUAUUGAAAUUUCUACGUAACUAUGUAUCAGGAGGUAUAUCUCCAAAAUAUAUACCUGAGGAUGAUGAAAUGGAUGAUCUUAUGGAACUACCAGUUUCAAAUUUUGAUAUAAAUUGCCCACCAAUUCCUUCUCCAGUUGAUUUGCAGGAUGUACCUCUACCUGUGUUCCAUUUUUGAAAGUUUCACAAAAAAUAGUAAUAAAUACCCAAAUCAAAUAUUUUGUGCUUAUAUGGAUUAAUAAAUUUUUUCUGUUAUAA
Messenger RNA from Coccinella septempunctata (seven-spotted ladybird), 738 nucleotides. RefSeq lists its product as uncharacterized. The record is from RefSeq and is a predicted model, not a curated record. Bases 140 to 658 code for a protein of 172 amino acids. NCBI's taxonomy places the organism in Eukaryota, Metazoa, Arthropoda, Insecta, Coleoptera, Coccinellidae. The transcript has 3 exons.